Molecule: messenger RNA, 5517 nt
Organism: Sceloporus undulatus (fence lizard)
Lineage: Eukaryota; Metazoa; Chordata; Lepidosauria; Squamata; Phrynosomatidae
Gene: CYFIP1
Product: cytoplasmic FMR1 interacting protein 1
Exons: 31
Coding region: 165-3926 (1253 amino acids)
Biological process (GO): axon guidance; regulation of translation; lamellipodium assembly
Cellular component (GO): neuron projection; SCAR complex; synapse
Molecular function (GO): RNA 7-methylguanosine cap binding; small GTPase binding
Source: RefSeq, a predicted model, not a curated record
AAGGAAGGAAGGAAGGGUGGUUCCUGGCUCGGUUCCCCCCCCUUGUUUUGAGUGACUCAGCCAGGAAACUCCCAGCCGAGCCCAGGCCUUCCUGGAGGAGAGCAGCCUCGUCGUGGUCGGGGAGGCCAGGCCUGAGGGAGCAGAGCCAGGAAGCUGGGUUCAGAAUGACGGCUCAAGUUACCCUAGAGGAUGCUUUGUCCAAUGUGGAUCUUUUGGAAGAAUUACCACUGCCAGAUCAGCAACCUUGUAUUGAACCACCUCCAUCAUCCUUGCUUUAUCAGCCAAAUUUCAACACCAAUUUUGAAGACAGGAAUGCAUUUGUCACAGGCAUUGCAAGAUACAUUGAACAAGCAACUGUCCAUUCCAGUAUGAAUGAAAUGUUGGAAGAAGGCCAAGAAUAUGCUAUUAUGCUGUACACAUGGAGAAGCUGCUCAAGAGCCAUCCCUCAGGUGAAAUGUAAUGAGCAGCCAAACAGAGUGGAAAUUUAUGAAAAAACAGUGGAAGUUCUGGAGCCGGAGGUCACAAAGCUGAUGAAUUUCAUGUAUUUUCAGAGAAAUGCAAUUGAAAGAUUUUGUGGAGAGGUGAAGCGCUUGUGCCAUGCAGAAAGGAGGAAGGACUUUGUGUCUGAAGCUUAUCUCAUCACUCUUGGAAAGUUUAUCAACAUGUUUGCUGUCUUAGAUGAGCUGAAGAAUAUGAAGUGCAGUGUGAAGAAUGACCAUUCAGCUUACAAGCGGGCUGCCCAGUUUUUGCGAAAAAUGGCUGAUCCUCAGUCCAUCCAAGAAUCUCAGAACCUGUCUAUGUUUCUUGCCAACCACAACAAGAUUACGCAAUCUUUACAGCAACAACUCGAGGUGAUUCCUGGCUAUGAAGAACUACUUGCUGAUAUUGUGAAUUUAUGCGUAGAUUACUAUGAGAACAAAAUGUACCUAACACCUAAUGAGAAGCAUAUGCUCCUAAAAGUAAUGGGUUUUGGCUUGUACCUGAUGGAUGGUAGUGUCAGUAACAUCUAUAAAUUGGAUGCUAAAAAAAGGAUAAAUCUUACCAAGAUUGACAAGUUUUUUAAGCAGCUUCAAGUAGUUCCACUGUUUGGAGACAUGCAGAUUGAACUGGCAAGAUACAUUAAGACUAGCGCUCACUAUGAGGAAAAUAAAUCUAGAUGGACAUGUACUUCCUCCAGCAGUAGUCCCCAGUACAACAUCUGUGAACAGAUGAUCCAGAUAAGAGAUGACCACAUGCGUUUUAUUUCAGAAUUGGCUCGUUACAGCAAUAGUGAGGUGGUGACAGGAUCAGGCCGACAAGAAGCUCAGAAAACAGAUGCUGAAUAUCGAAAACUUUUUGACCUUUCUCUCCAAGGUCUCCAGCUUCUGUCUCAGUGGAGCGCACAUGUUAUGGAAGUGUAUUCAUGGAAGCUUGUACAUCCAACUGACAAAUACUCAAACAAAGAUUGCCCAGACAAUGCAGAGGAAUAUGAAAGAGCCACACGAUACAAUUAUACCAGUGAAGAGAAGUUUGCUCUUGUUGAGGUGAUUGCAAUGAUUAAAGGAUUGCAGGUACUGAUGGGCAGGAUGGAAAGUGUCUUCAAUCAUGCUAUUCGUCAUACCAUCUAUGCUGCUCUCCAAGACUUUGCCCAGAUUACACUAAGAGAGCCACUAAGACAAGCUAUCAAAAAGAAAAAGAAUGUCAUCCAAAGUGUUCUCCAGGCCAUCAGAAAGACUGUGUGUGACUGGGAAGGUGGGCGUGAGCCAUUUAAUGAUCCUGCUCUGAGAGGAGAGAAAGAUCCCAAAAGUGGCUUUGAUGUCAAAGUUCCAAGACGAGCUGUGGGCCCCUCUAGUACCCAGCUUUACAUGGUGAGAACCAUGUUAGAGUCCCUCAUUGCGGACAAAAGUGGUUCCAAGAAAACCUUGAGAAGUAGCCUUGAGGGUCCCACCAUAUUGGACAUAGAAAAAUUCCACCGAGAGUCUUUCUUCUACACUCACUUGAUAAAUUUCAGUGAAACGCUACAGCAGUGCUGCGACCUGUCCCAACUAUGGUUCAGGGAAUUCUUCUUGGAAUUGACAAUGGGCAGAAGAAUCCAGUUCCCCAUUGAGAUGUCUAUGCCUUGGAUUUUGACUGACCAUAUCCUAGAGACCAAGGAAGCAUCAAUGAUGGAAUAUGUCCUGUAUUCUUUGGAUCUCUAUAAUGACAGUGCUCAUUAUGCUCUUACAAAAUUCAAGAAGCAGUUUCUCUAUGAUGAAAUCGAGGCAGAGGUCAACUUGUGCUUUGACCAGUUUGUCUAUAAGUUGGCAGAUCAGAUAUUUGGAUAUUACAAGGUUAUGGCAGGAAGCCUGCUUCUGGAUAAGCGAUUAAGAUCAGAGUGCAAAAAUCAGGGAGCAACAAUUCCUUUGUUAACAUCGAACCGGUAUGAGACCCUGUUAAAACAGAGGCAUGUCCAGCUUCUAGGUCGAUCAAUAGAUCUGAACCGCUUGAUAACUCAGCGAAUUUCAGCAGCCAUGUACAAAUCACUGGAGCUGGCAAUUGGCCGCUUUGAGAGUGAAGAUUUGACCUCCAUCGUUGAGUUAGAUGGGUUGGUAGAAAUAAACAAAAUGACACACAAGCUCCUGAGCAGAUACAUGACCCUGGACAGCUUUGAUGCCAUGUUCAGAGAAGCCAACCAUAACGUAUCAGCUCCCUAUGGAAGAAUCACACUUCAUGUAUUUUGGGAGCUCAAUUAUGAUUUCCUUCCGAAUUACUGCUACAAUGGGUCCACAAACAGGUUUGUUCGGACUGUAUUACCCUUUUCCCAGGAAUUCCAGAGGGAUAAACAGCCCAAUGCACAACCUCAGUAUCUGCAUGGAUCAAAGGCGUUGAAUCUGGCAUACUCCAGCAUUUAUAGCAAUUACAGAAACUUUGUUGGUCCCCCUCAUUUUAAAGUCAUAUGCAGGCUUCUGGGAUACCAAGGCAUUGCUGUGGUCAUGGAAGAAUUACUGAAAGUUGUCAAGAGUCUGUUACAAGGUACAAUUCUGCAAUAUGUGAAGACUUUAAUGGAAGUGAUGCCAAAAAUCUGUAGGUUGCCAAGACAUGAAUAUGGUUCACCAGGUAUUCUGGAAUUCUUUCAUCAUCAGCUGAAGGAUAUUGUUGAGUAUGCAGAACUGAAAACUGUGUGUUUCCAGAAUCUGCGAGAAGUGGGAAAUGCUAUCCUCUUCUGUCUCCUCAUUGAGCAGAGCUUGUCGCUGGAGGAAGUAUGUGAUCUGUUACAUGCAGCACCAUUCCAGAAUAUUUUGCCACGGGUCCAUGUCAAAGAGGGAGAAAGACUUGAUGCUAAAAUGAAGAGACUGGAAUCAAAGUAUGCACCACUCCAUCUUGUUCCACUGAUUGAAAGACUAGGAACACCUCAGCAAAUAGCCAUAGCAAGAGAAGGAGAUUUGUUGACCAAGGAGCGCCUUUGCUGCGGCCUGUCUAUGUUUGAAGUCAUCUUAACCAGGAUCCGGACCUUCCUUGAUGACCCCAUCUGGCGUGGCCCUCUCCCCAGCAAUGGUGUGAUGCAUGUGGAUGAGUGUGUGGAAUUUCACCGACUGUGGAGUGCAAUGCAGUUUGUGUACUGUAUUCCUGUGGGAACACACGAAUUUACGGUGGAGCAGUGUUUUGGAGAUGGACUGCACUGGGCAGGCUGUAUGAUUAUUGUGCUGCUUGGACAGCAGCGUCGAUUUGAUGUGCUGGAUUUCUGUUACCACUUACUCAAAGUGCAGAAACAUGAUGGCAAAGAUGAGGUUAUAAAGAAUGUGCCUUUAAAGAAAAUGGUUGAAAGAAUCCGCAAGUUCCAGAUCCUGAAUGAUGAGAUCAUUGCUAUACUGGACAAAUAUUUGAAAUCUGGUGAUGGAGAAGGCACACCAGUGGAACAUGUGCGCUGCUUCCAGCCUCCAAUUCACCAGUCCUUGGCCAGCAACUAAAAAAGAUCCAUUCUCUUUCCCUCUUUGGAAAACAGCACACAGUGCACUGUGCUGUAGAUUUGAUGGUGAAUGAUAUUGUACUAGCAUUGACUGUUUCCCAGUAUCACACGAACCUUUGAAGGGGCAGGUCUUUAGCUUCAUUUCCAAGUACUAUAACUGUACACAAUUCUCCAAUUUUUAGACUACUUUUUAUAUACCUUUUAUAAAAGGCUUUGGAAUGUAACCUAUUUUUAGUCUUAAAAUCCUUUGCAUUUCCCCAGCUUUGUAAUCAUUUUAGAGUGGUUUGGGCUUGGAUUUUUCUUCCUUUUGUCCAACUAUUAGCAAAAUGAAAAUUUAAUAUGGGAGGGAGGUAUGUUUAUAAUUAUCUUGUAUAAGAAAAACAUUAAGCUGCUCAGCUAGCCUUUAGGAAAACUCUUUUAGCAACUCCAUCUUCUUAGCAACUUCUACCUAUGAAUAUCUGUGCCCCCCUCCCCUUAUGUAAUCAGUUUUGGAAUAAAGGUUUUAAGGGGAAUUUUUAAAACAAGACAAUAAGACUGAUGCAAUUAAUGAUUUGUUGUAGUGUAUCAAAAUGUUUAUAGCCACACUAUACACUUAGAAUCAGUGACUUCUGAUUUGUUUCAACAUUCAAGAUAAAAUGGGGAAAUGUAUCCCAUUUUCCAUUUUACACAUUGGAAGCAACAGCAUGAGUCACGUUUUAGAACUAUGUAAGCACCCUUGGUUUAAAAGUUUAUACUUAUACACGUUUUGAGGUUUGUUUGUUCAUUCUUAUGAAAGGACAUUGUUACCUUCACAACACCUUGUUUUAAGAUCAAGCUUUGGGAAUAUAUAGUUUAACUUUUGGGUUUAGUAGUUGAAGUACUUAGGAAAUGGAGUUCUGAAUUAAAAGUAAAACUUUUAUCAUUUGCAUGGGUAUAAGAGUUAUUCUAUCACUUACCAGAUAAUUAAUUUGCAAUUGUUCUUUGAUUCUAACAAGAGACUGCCACAUAUACUCAUCAUUCCUACAGCCAGUUUUCCAGCGUAGGAGUACAGUUUUUUAUGGUCUCUCAUUGUAAAUUAUUUUCUACAGCUGUCUGCCACAUUACAGGCUGUCAAGAGACCCUCCCCCCAAAUACCCAGGCUACUGAUCCGAACUCAUACAUUAGAAGGGAAAAUAAAUCUGCCCUUCCCCUUAGCCAGUUGGUUAGAGGAAGAAGUAAUAUAAUAGACACACUUCAUUAAAAAGCUUCUAUUUUAGUGGCAUUCAAAAUAAUUUUGAUCACAUCUAAGGUUUAAUCUCAAAACAAUUAUAAACAUGCCAUUUUUGUAGUACUCAAAUGCUUCUAGUUCUGUGUUCCUUUUGGCAACCUAUUGAUUUUUCCCCUUUUUCUGCAUAUUUGAUUCAUGUGUAUGUAAAUAGAUACCCAUCUGGGCUACUACGAAUGCUAUUCUAAACUAUAGGUUGUGUACUUCUAUACUACUGCAGUAUAUUUUACCUUUUUCUUAGAGCAUGUCUAUUUUCCUUUUAUCCAAUAUCCCACUGCUUUUUUUUAAAUGCAGAAGGAGCCAUGUGAUGCAAAUAUCUUUGUAAUUUUUAUAAAGAUACAGUAAUUCA